UGAUCUCAGUAGAAAGAAGUCCGUGCAUUAAAUUUAUUGUGAAUUUAUAAAUUCUAAAAUGUUAUUAUGUUAUAAUUAAUACUUUGUAUAACAUUGUAAUAUUUCUACGUUGAUAUUUAAUAAUAGAUCGGGCGAUAAAAUCAUCGAAACUUAGUUGGUACGUUAUGCUAUUUUUUUUUGAGUUAAUUAGUACGUUUAUACGAUGACGUUAAAACAGUUUGAAAUGAAAUCGUUUUAAUAUGUAUUAAAACGGUUAAGCUUAAUAUCGAUUACAACCGUUCGUAAUAUAUCCAUAUCCAUAUUAAAUCGGUUUAGUGUACGAACAUUUUGUAAACCGAUUUAAAUUUAAUUGUUUCUUACAUGACUUAAAUUUUGUUCCAAGAGAUACAAUAAUAUUUAUCUGAGAAAUUGAUAGUAUACUCUGUGAUUGUAAUUUUGAAUCAUGUUUAUGAACUUACUUUACUUUAUGGAUAAUAUUAUAAUUUAAUGAAUACCUUAAAUGAUUAUUUAUUCUCGUUUAUUACAAAAUAUUUCACUUAUUUUUCUUUAUUACGAAAUCGAGAUUAAAAAUACGCGUAAUGCUAUUAACCCGUAAUAAUAAUAACGAUCGAUAAUUUCUUAAGUUAUCUAACGCGAGCAUUUUAAUUUUGAAAACGGUUUGAUGUUUUCAAACCGAUUUAAAGUGUUUACACGAUAAGAAUAAGUUUUAAUUUCAAACCGUUUUGAGGCCAUCGUGUAACCGUACUAAAUGUUAUGUAGAAUAUAUGAAUAAACAUUAAACUUUGGUCUUGACCAGUGUACGCCAGAAACUCUACAGAAUGGCGAAACGUAAUCGCCGUGACGAAACCAUGGAACAUCUGUGCACCAACAAAAAUAAUGAAGAUGCCGGAUAUUCGGGAUGCAAAGAGACUGCCGUUAAAACGACGGGUGGAAUCAGUAACGCAGAAACCGGCGAGUCUUCGGAUUGGGAGGAGUUCGUCGAAGAGAAGUUUAUACACGUCGUCUUAGACAGUGUUGAAGAUACGGCUACCAUCAAUGUAAACAGCAGUGUCCAGGUGAAAGCCUUGGAGACCGAUUCUCCCAUAUUAGAGAUCGACAAUAAGGUACCUAUUUACAAUUUUUUUUUCUCAUUAUUAAUUUAGGUACAUAAAUAUUUCCAUUUUUUUAUUUGGAUAAUUUAUGUUUAUAGAUUUUUCAUUUUAACGAAUGGAAGUAUAUACCAGGUACAGCCAUGUUUUUUGAACAAAAGAGUGAAGUGAAAACAAUUGAUCCAUUAUACGAUAAUAGAUGUGGAAUUGAUUUAGAAUAUAUCGGAUCUACUCGCAAGUGCUUAGAAAUGACGAAAAAAGAAACUGUUUUGUAAUGCAUCAAGUUAGUAACCAAUAGUUAUCAAUAGUAUCUUCAUAAAUAUUUUUAUUUAAUACUUAAGUUGAUAUGUAAUAUUCUCAUUUAAUUUGUAUACUAUGUAUAAAUAUAAUAUUUUAUAACUAAAUAAUUGUGAAGAAUACUUUAAUUGUAUUAUAAUAUUUUAAUUUUGACUUUUUAUUAGGUAUACAUAUUAAAAAUGUAUACUCAGAAUAAUUCUUACUACAUUUUAUAAUUAUUUUUACUUUUUUAGUUGAAACUAUUUUGUGUUAUAAGGAGUGGUUUUAGUACUUAUAAAUACAUAAUAUUGAACUUUGAUUAGAGUAAUUUGCUUUAUUAAUUAAAAAUCUUUUUAGUACAAUACUUAUUUUAUUCAGGGGCAUAUUUUAGGAGGAGGAAGCGUUUACCCCCAUUGAUCUUAAUUUAUGUAACUGUUUAAUAUUGUAGUAUAUUGAUUUUAAAUAGGUGUG
Molecule: messenger RNA, 1835 nt
Organism: Cinara cedri
Lineage: Eukaryota; Metazoa; Arthropoda; Insecta; Hemiptera; Aphididae
Source: the annotation of a GenBank genome assembly